Messenger RNA from Salvia splendens (bonfire salvia), 861 nucleotides. RefSeq lists its product as uncharacterized. The transcript is spliced from 3 exons. The record is from RefSeq and is a predicted model, not a curated record. Bases 147 to 674 code for a protein of 175 amino acids. NCBI's taxonomy places the organism in Eukaryota, Viridiplantae, Streptophyta, Magnoliopsida, Lamiales, Lamiaceae.
CGCUCGCCUCAGAUUUCCAGAUUUCAAAUUCCAAAGCUUCAGUUUCUGAUCUCUUCCAAAAUUUUCAACCAAGAAAACAAAAAUUCAUAAAAAAUAGACAUAAAAAAUAAACAACAUAUUCAACCUCGAAGAAAAAUCCGUUCAAAAUGGGCAAUAAAUCCGCUGUCAAGAAACGGAAAGUUAAGAAGGCUCCGAAGACUCCGAAGAUGGCCGUGAAACGAAAAUUGAUUGAAAUCAGCGAUUCUUCCCCUUCUCCCUUUCAAAAGGGGACGCCUCUGAGAUCGAUAUUUUGCCUGAAGAACAAAGAAGAAAUCAAGAAAUUCGAGGAGCAGGAGGAGUGCUUCAUCCUCGAAUUCGAUCCCUACAAUAAUUUGGAUGCGUUAGAGUUUCCCAGCACUAUUGGUAAUGAUGAUAAUGCUGAGGAGGAGUUGAGCUUUGUUACUGAGAAGGGCCAGGUUGCCUGCAGAGACUAUCCACAUCCGAGGAACACCUGUGCGCGAUUUCCCUUUAAAAAGACGCCACAUGACAAGCACUGCAAACUGUGCUACUGUUAUGUGUGUGAUGUAUCUGCUCCGUGUACGAGGUGGACUGGAGCAGCCGGCCAUUGUCAUGCGUUGAAGGAUGAAGUUUGGGACCACGAGAAGUGGUUAAGGAGACUAAACAAGAAUGUAUAGCUAGCUAGCAUAGAGAUGGUUGGGUUUUGUUUUUGUUGCUGUUUAGUUCGAUGCUAAACUUUACUAGAUGAAAUGGGAGUCAUUCGGAAGGCGAUUUUGUUACUCUAACCAUUCGGACGCGGUUAAAGCCGAAAACAAAUCAACUAACGAAUUAUAAGAAACACUUAAUCUGUCAUGUACAAACCAA